Messenger RNA from Doryrhamphus excisus (bluestripe pipefish), 1189 nucleotides. The record is from RefSeq and is a predicted model, not a curated record. NCBI's taxonomy places the organism in Eukaryota, Metazoa, Chordata, Actinopteri, Syngnathiformes, Syngnathidae.
AAUCCCUCCUGUGUCCAACACCUUAUCCCUCAAAGUAAUACCACAAACUACAAAACACAUAUAUUUCAACGAAAAUAUCGAUUUUUUUCGAGUUAGUAUCGAUCCAAUAGUGAUACUACCCCGGAUAUGGAUAUUUGUAUCGAAACCCAAGUUAACUCACCACAGCUCCCCCACAAGGCUGAUUGCUGACAUUCAGAAGCGACAUUAACUUCCUUAUGUAACCCCGCAGGAUAUGUAUAUUUACUUAAUUAACAACAAAGUAUCUAAUUGCGAUGAGUAUAGAAGUGGAGAGGAAGUUUAUAUGCAGUGCAAACACUCUGAAAACCCUACAAGAAAUUGGAGUUUGUGCCGGUCAGAGCAAGUUUCACGACCAGUACUUUGACACGCCACAAUUUCACCUCACUUUAAGAGACAUGUGGCUGCGUAAACGCAAAGGAUGCUGGGAGCUCAAGUGUCCAACCACAAGAGUAAAAGUAGCGGAGGAAUCUGAGGCGUCUGCGCUGUGUAGUCGCUACAAAGAGAUAACUAAUUUAAGCGAUAUUAAGCUGAAGCUGCAAGAGGUUCUAAAGGAUAUUGGAGAACAUGUGACCAGCACAAAACAGUCAUCCUCUGUGACCGAGAUGGACUCUGCACAAGACCAAUGUUGGACGAGGAGCAUGAAUCUGGUCAUCUUUGCAGAGUUUACAACAGUGAGGCAGACAUUCACUUUAGAAGAAUAUGGCGUGCAAGUGGAUCUCGACGAAGCAGACUUUGGCUACUGUGUGGGAGAGAUAGAGGCCCUCAUACCAGAGGGAGGAGAUAUGCAGGCCGCCAUGGACAAGAUUGAAAGAACAGCAAAGAAACUUGGUUUGACAGGCAAUCAGCGAGUUGAUGGGAAAAUGUCCGUUUAUCUUCAAGAACACUACCCAGAGCACUACGCAAGAUUACUGAGCGAACACAUUAUUUGAACGACUCACCACAGAUUCACACUGGCUGUCAUCCAUUUGAGUCUUUGUCCAAUACGGCGCAGAUGAGGGAGGAGCGAUUCCGUUCAGAGGAGUCAAGGGGUCAUUGUGUUGUCCCCAUUGCCAGUCAACGCACACCUUUGAUAGAGCAGGUAAUACAAAAACAUAGUCAUCAGCAGGGGAAUUAUUUAUUGUAUUAUUUAUGAAUAAAUUAAGAGUAAGCCAUUAAAUUUACACCGACUUUG